GUGAAACUCACGUUCGCAUACCGGUUCGUGGUGAACUGGCCGCUUCUCGGAUGAAACAAGUUAGGACCCAUUAGUAUAGUCAUUGGUCUGAUUUGAACUCAUUUGGCCUACGACCUAGCUCUGCACCAAGCCUUAUUGACAAUCCAAAUUCAGUGACCGGCAUCUCGAAGCAAAAGCAGAUAGAACUCCCUUAGUAAUAUUGAGUCGUGCCAAGUUUUCAUUGUUAGUCCAAGUAUAACUAUGUGUUCCAGACUAAAGCUAGCGUUCGUGAUUGUGUGUUAUAAAACGGCAUAUUCAUUGGCGUUAACGUCGUCUUUCGUGACUAAUGAGACAAUGAAGAUUUCAAGCAAUAAUUUGCUACAAACUGAAACUGAUGGUGUUGAUCCCGAGAAGCGAUUUAAUGGAAAACCAUUGACGAGUAUAUUUUCGUCAGGACAUAAUCUUCGCAAUCUUGACCCUGACUUCCAUAAGUCUAUAGAGUACCUUGUUACGUCAAAAGGCUAUCCCUUUGAAAAACACUAUGUCACCACCGAAGAUGGAUACAUCAUUACAAUGCAUCGCAUUCCUCACGGGAGGCUUACCGAACAGAAGAAAGGGUCGCUUCCUCCAAAACCCAACCGAAGAGUUGCAUUAUUGGGCGCGCCGCUGUUAACUGAAAGUACUAUCUGGGUCAUGGACUUCCCCAACAACUCCUUCGGCUUCAUCUUGGCGGAUCGUGGUUACGAUGUUUGGCUGACAAACGUAAGGGGAUCUUCUUUUGGAAAACAUCACACGAACCUCAGUGUUUACGAUAUCAAAUUUUGGCAAUAUACUUUCAUUGACAUAGGAGCCAAGGAUUUAUCUGCGCAAAUUGAUUAUGCCCUAAAAGUCACUGGACGUGAACAGGUGUACUACGCUGGCAUGUCACAAGGCGGCGCUUCGUUGUAUGCUCUGCUCGCUAAAAGACCUGAAUAUAACAGAAAGCUUCGCGCAAUGGCCGGGCUUGGAACGUUCAGACGCUCGUGUCACAUAAACAUUUGGUGGCUAAAUUCUGCCUCAACGCUGGAAAACUAUUUGGGGCGCCUGUCAAUAAUCGAAGUCAUGCCGAAGAUAUCUAUGCUCGAUCGGGCCUGUGACAUAGCAGACAAGCUGUGCCUAUGGUACACAAGGACCUUCCUGUACACCGAUAUCAAAUAUCUCAAUACGACACGCUUCCCUGUGUACAUGAAUCACUUUCCAUCUGGUACGUCGAAAAUGAAUCUUCUCUACUAUUCACAGAUUAUGCAGGAAGACCAGUGUACAACGCAUUGGAAUGAGGUUCGAGAGUAUGACUUUGAUCGAGCGACAGUUACCGGUAGAUGGACACGCGCUCGUUACAACAGCGUAGUCCAUAGGCCACCAACGACGGUGCCUGAUACGAUUAGCAGUGUUGUUAAACCUCGCGGUCGAGGAAGUGGACGCUUCUUGUGGGGGGUAUUUGGCGACGCGAAAAAACUCAACCCCGAGAUGUACAAUGGCCAAACAGAACCUCCAAUCCUGGAUCCACAAAAUAUCCAUGUGCCGAUCAAACUCUACUGGAGUGAAGGUGAUCGAUAUGCCCCGCCUGCAGAACAGACGCUGCUCAAACGAGAGCUCAGAAGCAUCGUAGCCGAGUACCGCAUCACCGAUCCAGCGUGGGGCCAUUAUUCAUUUAGUAGCUCGCCGUACAAUGCAUCCGUGUUUAUUGACGUAGCAGAUUUUUUCGAUGACUGUAGUCGUGGGGCAGAGUAUUGUACGUUUCGACCAUUCUAAAACACUCACGUAACGAAUGGCAGCAUAAAUUAGUUAGAGCACAAGGCCACUCAUUAGAAAUUUACUGUUUGUAGUUAUUUCAUUUUUUUUUGGCAGAUAUCUUCAGACGUUUUUCGCCUCAUCACACUAAUGUGAAACAUUGCCCUCGAUGAACCCGUUUCUGGUAUGCAACUAAAGCCGUAGUUAAAAUUAAAUUUAAAUCAUUUCCUUUAACUAGAAUUCAUCAGUCCAAGAGACUCCUGCUUCCACUAAGAUCAGCGCCUUACUUCAGUCAUUACUAAUUCAAGCUAGUAGUUACCAGUGCCAGUAGACUAUGUUAUCCACUAGUAUUCUUUAUUAAAUAACGAAGAUGUACUAUUCGUUCAGAUUUUCUUAUAUUCUUUCUCAGAUAAUUGAAAAAUUUAAUGGGGUACAUGUACAGCCUAUGCAGCUGCCUUACGCACACAUAUCUAUUCACGGUCAUGAUCGUUCACAAGUAAAAGACCUAUACUACUUGCUCCUAUGUAAACAUUCGCCAGUUUAGAUAUCUAAUAUGCCAGUAUGCGUUCAUUUU
Varroa destructor (honeybee mite) is the source of this 2323-nucleotide messenger RNA. RefSeq lists its product as uncharacterized. The record is from RefSeq and is a predicted model, not a curated record. Lineage: Eukaryota; Metazoa; Arthropoda; Arachnida; Mesostigmata; Varroidae.